AUGUCAUCGAUUAAAAGAUUAUCAAUUUUGAAAAAUUAUUACAAUACUAUUGGUCAGUAUAGUAGAGCACCGGUAGUUAUUGUUGGUGAUGGUGGUGGUGGUGGUGCUCAACAUAGUAGUCGACAGUACUAUCAUUAUACCAAUGCUACUGAUCUGACACAAGUCAUACCCGACCGCAAACCGAAGUGGAUGUCCGCCGAUGAGGCCGUCAGUGUUGUCAAGUCAGGUGACCACGUGUUUGUGCACAGUGCUGCCGCUACACCCCGGCUACUGGUUCAGGCACUGGCCCGACAUGGCCUCGACCACCGAUUACGUAACAUACGGGUACAUCAUACGCAUACGUCGGGCGACGCCGACUAUAACCGGCCAGAAAUGGCCGAUAUAUUCCGAUCAAACUCGUUGUUUACGGGCGGUAAUUGUCGUCAAUCUGUAUGCGAUGGACGAUCGGAUUAUACCCCGGUAUUCCUCAGUGAUAUACCCAAACUGUUUUAUACGGGUGUUAUAGGUUUGGAUGUGGCACUGGUAUCGGUAACACCCGCCGAUAAACAUGGCUACCACUCGUUGGGUACGUCGGUAGACGUGGCCCGUGCAGCUGUCCAGUGCGCCAAACAUGUUAUCGGUCAGGUCAACCAGCAAAUGCCCCGAACCAGUGGUCACGCCAUUGUACAUGAAUCCCGAUUUGCAGCACUAGUCSCGGGAGAUAUGCCAYUACCCGAGUACGGGACCAAACGCAAGACCCGGAUUGAGUUGGCAAUCGGCAAAUUGAUUGCCGAAAAUCUAGUUGAAAACGGUUCGACCAUUCAGAUGGGUAUCGGUAAUCUACCCGAUAUUGUACUCGCUAUGCUUACCGGUCAYCGGGAUCUGGGAGUUCAUACGGAAAUGUUUUCCGACGGUGUGGUCGAUCUGUGCAAUUUAGGUGUAAUAACCAAUCGAUAUAAACGUUUACAAACGGGUCGGAUAACCGCAUCGUUUACAAUGGGAACGAAAAAAUUGUGGGAUUUUUUAGAUGACAACCCGUCGGUAACAAUGAUGUCCAUUGACUAUGUAAACAAYGAGUUCAAUAUUGCCCAGAAUCCGAUGGUUACCGCUAUUAAUUCGUGUCUUGAAGUGGACAUUGUUGGCCAGGUAUGUGCCGACUCUAUUGGUACCAGGGUUUAUUCAGGUUUCGGUGGACAGGUAGAAUUUUUGAGAGGUGCAGCCAAUGCACUGGACGGCAAAGGACGGCCUAUACUGGCCAUGCCGUCGAUAACUACUAAAGGCGAAUCAAAAAUUGUCCCCUACUUGAAACUGGGUGCUGGUGUAGUAUCUACUAGAGCUCAUGUACACUAUAUGGUUACCGAGUAUGGUAUCGGACAGUUGUUUGGUAAAAACUACCGACAACGAGCCUACGAACUGAUUAGGUUAGCCCAUCCCGACUAUCGGGAAUCGCUGGAGAAGGCGGCCUACGAACGAUUGAAUUGUAUGCCAUCACCCGAUUAGGUACUCUCUCUCUCUCUCUCUCUGUGUCUCUCUCUCUCUCUCUCUCUCUCUCUCUCUCUCUCUCUCUCUCUCUCUCUCUCUCUCUCUCUCUCUGUAUCUCUCUGUCUCUCUCUCUGUCUCUGUCUCUCUCUCUUUGUCUAUCACUCACUCACUCACUAA
This is a messenger RNA of Oppia nitens, 1638 nucleotides long. Its product is annotated as 4-hydroxybutyrate coenzyme A transferase-like. NCBI's taxonomy places the organism in Eukaryota, Metazoa, Arthropoda, Arachnida, Sarcoptiformes, Oppiidae. Gene Ontology annotation, molecular function: acetate CoA-transferase activity. Gene Ontology annotation, cellular component: mitochondrion. Gene Ontology annotation, biological process: acetate metabolic process. The transcript is spliced from 5 exons. The record is from RefSeq and is a predicted model, not a curated record. The coding region runs from base 1 to 1479 and encodes 492 amino acids.